AUGGCGUCACAAACAGUUUCCGAUUUUGCAUCGACCAUAAACUCUGUUGAAAAGGCUGAUUCCAUUGCUGAAAAAUAUAGCUUCCCCAUAAAUCUAGAAUAUCGAGCUCCCAUAGGUACUGAGAGGGCUAACACUCUACCAGAGGGGAAAAUCACUGUGUACGAGAGGUCGAUGUUUCUCGGACUACGGUUCCCCCUCCACCCUCUAUUUGGUAGGCUAGUGCAGUAUUAUAAGAUCCCGCUUGCUCGAUUUACUCCAAACCUAGUCACUGCUAUCCUUGGUUUUGUGAGGCUCUGUGAAAUAAAGAGGGUAGCUCCUCGAUUGUUGGUAUGGAGAUACUUUUUUAAGGUCUGUGUACCCUCGACCAAAUAUAAGGAUUGGUAUAACGUGAAGACAAAUGUUUCCUCAAAGGCAAAAUGCAUAAUAGAACUCUUCGACGGUGCCCCAUCGUGGAAGUCGAAUUAUUUGUUUGUUUUGGCUCCCGACGAUGUUUGUAUGGCCUGGGACUAUCGGAAAGCUCAUGAAAUGGGCGGUGUGGCAGAUGCCUGGUCCAAACACGAUAAGGCCAGAAUUGAGAGGUAUAGGGUGGACAUUGAUUCCUUGGAAUCUGUCGAGGACAUCCUAGGCUACACGGAAGUCAUGUCAUCAAGCAAAGAUACCGUUGAGUUGUUUGGUGACGCCAAGAUUUUUGAAAUUAAAAGUUCAGAUGAUGAGGGAUUGUCCAACAAGGUCGAGGAGCAAGUCCCGAUCGAGGUGGAAAGGGGAGAAGAUCCAUCGAAGGUUACCUCUCCCAUUAUUGAAGAAGUGGGGGCUCCAAUGCCCGAGGACCUGGUACCCGAGGCAGGUCCAGCGACGGAGCGGCAUCCGGAGUGGUUCAGGCCGCUUGAAGCCUCUCUCGAAAAGAAAAACGUCGAGGACACCGACGGUUCGUCGUCAUAUACUGUUGCCGCUGCCAUAUAUCAUUUUGGGGACAACAGGAUCGAGUGCCCCAUCAUCGAGGAGGUUGCGGCAACUUUGACAGAGGAGGAAUCACUGAAAAUGGUAAUAUUUUCUUCUCAAGUUAUGUCUUCUCGGAGACCUCACGAUGCCCCUGUUAACGUUUUGUGUUUGUUGCAGCUAACUAUGGCCAUGGCUAGCAUUCUCAUGCGUGAGAAGACGUUGAAACGGGACAUUGUUAGCCUCCAGGCUGAGAGAGGGUUCCUUGAACAGGAGAGGCAGUCGAGUGAAGCCUCGAGGAAGGGGGAGGAGGCUCUGAGACUGGCUAGGGAGCAAGAGCUGGACGGUGUUCAGGCCAUGUAUAAGGAGCUUGAGGCCAAGUUGUCUGAGUACAGGGAAACUCAUGUUCCCCGAUCCGAGUUACCGGCCUGUAUAAUGAAUUUUUGGGCGAGGAUGAUGUCCACGGAUGGGCUGGCGAGUAUACUGGUGGGCAUUAGUAAUGAGGCCAAGUUUAUAAGGCCGCAUCCCAAGAAGACACUUCAUGAAGCCCUCAAGAAAGGAGUGCAACAACUUUCCGACGGCCAACUUCCUCUAUUUGGGCCACUGUGUGGCGCUGUUCUUGAGAUGAAAUCCUCGACGGAGAUCUCAUCCUUCGAGGGGGAGGUUCUCACGGUGCUUCCUGAUGACGCCGGGGAAGAGGUGCGCGUGCCAGAAUUGGCUCCCGACUUCAUUGGCGUCGAGGUGGAAUGGGAAGAGGACUCUUCGGAGGGGCAAGCCGAGGACGAUGGACAAAGCAAUCCCGAACCAGAAGGAACGUCAGUCCCUCCUCCUGUCGAGGAAACCAACGAGAACCAGCCGACACAGUCGCAGGGCCAGAAGGAAGAAGAGGAGGUUGCUCAGUUUCCCUUGUAUGCGAUGAUUUCCUCAAUUCUGAGGAAAUCCGGGGACGUCUAUAAUACUAGCAAGGUGAAGUCUCUCGAGAAAGAACUUUCAGAUGCUUUUAACGCGCUGAAUCUACGGACACAUCACCGCUUGGUACAACGCUUCAAGCAGCAAGAGGAAGAGUGGAAGCGCCGACUUCACCAAUACGACUUGGACUUCCAUGCUUCUUUAUCCCUCGAAGCGAACAUUUACGAGGAGAUGGAAAAACUGAAGUCGGAAAACUCUCAACUGAGGAGGCGCGAGAAGAUCGUUAUUUCUCCAUGGUUUCUCGAAAAGCUCGACACACUUGCCUUGGUCGAGUCGCAGAUAAAGAUCCGUACUGAACGUUUUAUCGCCGCCAUCGACCUCCUGAAGAAAAGAACCAAGGAGGUGGAGUUCUAUUCGAAGCAAGCUGCCAUUCUGCAGAAUAUACUAGUGGACAACGAGAUUUCCUUGCCCAUUCUUGACGACCUUGAUCUGGAGGGCAAAGCUCGGGAGUGA
Molecule: messenger RNA, 2358 nt
Organism: Oldenlandia corymbosa var. corymbosa
Lineage: Eukaryota; Viridiplantae; Streptophyta; Magnoliopsida; Gentianales; Rubiaceae
Source: the annotation of a GenBank genome assembly